Messenger RNA from Cylindrotheca closterium, 1050 nucleotides. The record is from the annotation of a GenBank genome assembly. NCBI's taxonomy places the organism in Eukaryota, Bacillariophyta, Bacillariophyceae, Bacillariales, Bacillariaceae.
AUGCAGGAAAGGACUCGGGCGACGCAGGUUCUGACUGCCGUUUACCGGAUUCCCAUCGAACUUCCUGGCAUGCUGACUUCUGCUGUCACUGAGACCUUUGGAAAGCUUACCCUUCUACGAUUCCUCCUUGCGGUCAUUGUCACGGGCGCUCAAGCCAAGACGGCUGAGGACGCGGAACCCCAGAAGCCACCGGCCAAGGCCAUCAAAGUGCUGAGUGACAGCGAGUCGUCUGGUGACGACGAUGAGGAUGACAGCCCCCUGACCUUUGAGUGGACCACAAUCAUCAAAAAGUCCUUGGUUGCUUCAAACCCAAAGCCUGUGGAGGAAAGGAAAAAAUCGCUCCUCAAGGCACCCAAGGGGUGCUCUUUCCACCUUGGCGAGUUGUCGUUCCCCAAUUUCAUCCAAGUUAUCAAGAACUGGUCAGCUACCAACCUCGCCUACCAGAAUCGCAAGCUUCAUGUUGAAUGGGUCCCGUCGGAGCUUCUCUCCCGCUGUAUUGACGACCCUACCAACAAUCAAGGUCCUCAAGUCCGCGACCCCAUGGACUUCCUUCUCUGCAUGGAAGACCCCAUGGAGAUUCUCGAGGGCGCCCUCCACAUCGACAUCCACGCCAAGCAUGUUUGGGACGUGGACGAUGGCCUUUCCGUGAUUGGUUACCUUGACGACUGGAACGAGAAUCAGGCUCAGCUCCAGACCGCUCUUCAGACCAUCAAGACCAUUACUGACGAGACGAACAGUCUGAACCGUGACCUACAGUCCGUUUGUGACGAAUUGGAGGCGAUGAAGGCUGUCCAAGAAGCAGCUGCUGCUAUGGCAGCGUUGUCUACAACUGCUUGGCCUGUUCCGAUGCUCACAGUGGACGUCCCUACAGAUCCACCGGGCCAAACACGCGUCAGCACUACUGCACUACUCAGUCCCUCGGCUCGUACCAAUGCUUCACCAGCGACGGCUCAAGAAACGGACAGAGAAGAUGGGGAGGACCAACCCAAUGCGUCCUCUCCUAUGGACACCGGUCGUGGGGUUAUCAGUACCCCAACGACGGGUCCAUGA